This is a messenger RNA of Rattus norvegicus (Norway rat), 2218 nucleotides long. It is a transcript of the gene Htr5b, whose product is annotated as 5-hydroxytryptamine (serotonin) receptor 5B. Bases 300 to 1412 code for a protein of 370 amino acids. Gene Ontology annotation, biological process: G protein-coupled receptor signaling pathway. Gene Ontology annotation, cellular component: membrane; plasma membrane; synapse. Gene Ontology annotation, molecular function: G protein-coupled serotonin receptor activity; G protein-coupled receptor activity. The transcript is spliced from 2 exons. Lineage: Eukaryota; Metazoa; Chordata; Mammalia; Rodentia; Muridae. The record is from RefSeq and is marked validated.
UCCCAGUGUGCAGGCAUCAGUCCCCAGUUCUGCAGGCGGUUGGUUACUCUGAAGACCACAAAGAGACUGGGAGAGGUUGAUGCGCUGGACAAAGCUAGACUAAGGAGUCUCAACUGGAAAAAAGGGUCUACGAAAACCUCAAAAAAGAAGCGCCUACAGUUUGGAAAAAGAACAAAGGUGGCGCGGCUUAGACUUCUUUUUGUGUUGCUGGGCUCGCGCAGUGCCCCUCCUGCCUCGCCACCUAACCACAGUUCAUGCAAUCACGGGCACAUCUGCCAGAGAGCCCGAGUCCCUGAACAAUGGAAGUCUCUAACCUCUCAGGCGCCACCCCUGGCAUUGCCUUUCCUCCGGGACCCGAGAGCUGCAGUGACAGCCCAAGUUCCGGCAGAAGCAUGGGAUCCACCCCAGGGGGGCUCAUCUUGUCCGGCCGCGAGCCGCCCUUCUCUGCCUUCACCGUACUCGUGGUAACUCUACUGGUGUUGCUGAUCGCUGCCACUUUCUUAUGGAAUCUGCUAGUUCUGGUGACUAUCCUGCGCGUCCGCGCCUUCCACCGUGUGCCACAUAACUUGGUAGCCUCGACCGCCGUCUCGGACGUCCUGGUGGCGGCUCUGGUGAUGCCACUGAGCCUGGUGAGCGAGUUGUCGGCUGGGCGACGUUGGCAGCUGGGCAGGAGUCUGUGCCACGUGUGGAUCUCCUUCGACGUGUUGUGCUGCACAGCCAGCAUCUGGAACGUGGCGGCCAUCGCCCUGGAUCGCUACUGGACUAUCACGCGCCACCUGCAGUACACGCUGCGCACCCGGCGCCGCGCUUCAGCACUUAUGAUCGCGAUCACCUGGGCACUGUCCGCCCUCAUCGCGCUCGCCCCGCUGCUCUUUGGCUGGGGCGAAGCCUACGAUGCUCGGCUGCAGCGUUGCCAGGUGAGCCAGGAGCCUUCGUACGCCGUCUUCUCCACCUGCGGAGCUUUCUACGUGCCUCUGGCCGUGGUGCUCUUCGUCUACUGGAAGAUAUACAAAGCCGCCAAGUUUCGAUUCGGCCGCAGACGGCGGGCGGUAGUGCCCCUGCCCGCCACCACGCAGGCAAAGGAAGCACCUCAGGAGUCUGAGACGGUAUUCACCGCGCGUUGCAGAGCGACAGUGGCCUUCCAGACAAGUGGAGACUCCUGGCGGGAGCAGAAGGAGAAGCGAGCCGCCAUGAUGGUGGGGAUCUUGAUCGGUGUGUUUGUGCUGUGCUGGAUCCCCUUCUUCCUGACGGAGCUCGUCAGCCCGCUCUGCGCCUGCAGCCUGCCACCCAUCUGGAAAAGCAUAUUCCUGUGGCUUGGCUAUUCAAAUUCGUUCUUCAAUCCCUUAAUCUACACGGCCUUUAAUAAGAACUACAACAAUGCCUUCAAGAGCCUCUUUACUAAGCAGAGAUAAGCAGGGCUGGGGAGAUAAAAAGGAAGACCGGGGAAGAGAAAGGGGAUCUGCCGUCCUCAUUUCACCAGAGACCUGGGGGCUUCUCCCCGCCGCCCACACCCCCCUAACGACACUCCAGAAAUCACACCGUAGGGCCUGGAAUGUUGAGUUCUCACGAAGGUAGACAACGGUUUGGCAAAUACAUCCAUGCCUUCUACGCGUCGUGACAGACAUUGCUAGUGAAUUGUGCUACAUUUCUGCACCAGGCAGGAACCCCGCCAAACCCUUUCCGGGUGUAUUUUAGGUAUUAUUGCUCAUUUGUCAGACUCCACAUGUGGCAGAGUUGAUUUGCUUUUGCGUUAGUACUAUGUCCCUCAGUGAGGGUCUCUUGGGGCUCUCCUGAGACUGACUCCUUGACAUAGCCUCUCCUCUACCCCUUAUCCAUCAGAGCACUUUACCUUUCUUAGCCUCACACAGGACCUCCACAAGGCAAUGAUUCUCAGUUUAGGAAGAGAUGUCCUCGCCUGAAGCUUUGUUAAAAAGUGUUCCACACAGACGUCGUCAAGAUGGCUCAGUAGAGGGGGUUGGGGAUUUAGCUCAGUGGUAGAGCCCUUGCCUAGGGAGCGCAAGGCCCUGGGUUCGGUCCCCAGCUCCGAAAAAAAGAACCAAAAAAAAAAAAAAAAAAAAGAUGGCUCAGUAGAUGAAGGCGCCUGUCCCCAAGCCUGGUGGCCUGCUUUUGAGAUACAUGUAAUGGAAGGAAAUAAAAUGAUUGCAAGUUGUCUCUGACCUCCAGAUAUGUGCCAUCAGCCCUCUCCCCCAUGUGCACA